Messenger RNA from Porites evermanni, 14683 nucleotides. NCBI's taxonomy places the organism in Eukaryota, Metazoa, Cnidaria, Anthozoa, Scleractinia, Poritidae. The record is from the annotation of a GenBank genome assembly.
AUGAGUGAACUCGACGAAGCGGCUGUUAAAAAGCUUAAAGUUGCAGAACUGAGAGCAGAGCUUCAAAGUCGAGGCCUUGAUUCGAAGGGAAAUAAACCUGUUCUUGUAGAGCGAUUACUGGAAGCGAUUUCCAAAGUGGAUGAUGAAAAAGCUAAUGGCGAGGAACCUAUGGAAGAAACUGCCGAAACAUCACAAGAAAAAGUUGCAGAAGCAAAAGAAGAAACUGCACCAGAGGAAAGUCAGCUCGAUGUCCAAGAAGAGGUGCCGAAACUAGAAACUGAACUAACGCAAGACAAUGAAACUGCUUCCGAAAGCACCGAGGUUGUGGACGUCCCAGCUCCGGUCGAAGAGAAACCGUCUGAGGAAGCUCAGGAAACUGUCCAAGCUCCUGAACCAACACCGUCAGAAGACAAAGAAUCGGAGAAAAGGGAAGAUGAAGCGAAAGUCGAGGAACCGAUGGAAACUAGCCAGGAAACUGCAGCGACGUCGGAAGUAAAAGAAGGUUGGUUUACUAAAAUCAAGUGCUUUGAAAUUAACAUCUUAUUUGCAUAAAUGUGGCUCGCGUUGAUUUCUUUAAGAUGGAAACUAAAACGCAACCCUUGGCUUGGUCUGAUUUUACCAGUUUUGUAUAGCUCAAGUUGGGCAUGUAAUAAGAAAAAACUCCCGCCCUUUAUUUGGUCAGUUGAUUGGUGGAAAGUUGUAUCCCAAGUCAAAAAAUAUGUAGAUAUUAAGACAGAAUCCACUAAGGAAUUGAGUAAUUUUAAUUUUCAGUGGACAAAAACCUUGUACCAGAGUAAUUUAAAGAAUAUUGCAUUCUUUUUUACAUUUUUCAAGGGUUGGUAAUUUGUCAUCUGUAAUAACACCAAAGAAUAUUUCGCAUGGGAGUCCAAAAAAUGAAUGUCAAAUUUCACAAGAAUUGUGAAAAUACAGGUAAAAUUCAGAUGACUAAUAAUAAUUAUUACAUCUUACAAAAUGUAUAAAAGAAUGCAAUAUACUUUAAAUAACUCUGGUACAAGGUUUUUGUCCACUGAAAAUUAAAAUUACUCAAUUCCAUAGUGGAUUCUGUCAUAAGGUUAAGUUUAUAUCAUACAGUAAUAGUUUUGUUAUUUUCUAGCUUAUUCCUUGGUGUGUUUACACUUUGUUAAUAAUUAAAAGGCAACAUGCAACAAAAUGAUGGUUGAAGUUAGCAGUUAGUCUCUUUCCAAUAGUGUACAGGAGAUUUGUUAGAUUAUUAUCAAUAUUCAAUUUAAGCACCUAUCAAUGUUAAUCUGGAGGGAGGUGGGGAGGCCCGGGAUUUGAACUUGAAGCAUUUUUUGGGGUCAAAUGCCCUGCCCCAGUGACGUCAUAUUUGGUCAAAAGAGAACAAAGUCCUAACACCCCAAACUAAGGGUAGAGGUCAAAUGUGUGUUAUUGAAGGUAGAAACAUACCAACAUUUUUAGGAAGCCGCAUCUGUUUAUUUUAACAGUUGUCUUUAAAAUAGUUUCAAGUGCUUUUUCUUCUCUCAAAAUUGGUUUACAACGUUGUUGUUAACAUUAAAGCAAAAUGGUUUAGCUGAAAAAAGUUUUACAUUGGAAUAUAUUAUUGAAGUGACCUACUCUUGGGCUGAAAUACAAGCCAUUACCAUUUUUAUUUCAGCAGCUGUCUGCCUGGACUUUAGCACAUUUGUGCAAGGAGGGUCUGAAAGGGGGUUUUCCACGAACCAUGAAUGCCUAUUUUUAAUCGCUGUGGAUUGUAAACAAAAUAAUUUAUUUCCCGUGAUCUGCAAACGAAAGUAAUCCUGUGAUUUGUGAAACAACUAAUUUAGUUCUGAAGAGUCAUGAACAUGGUCUAUAACUGGCUAACGUUUGGGAAAUAUUCAACCUAAACUUUUGAGGAACUUAAGUCAACAAAGAUCAACAUAAUUCCAUGCUUGUGCACUACCAGUUCUAGACGUGCAGACUUCUUGAAAGUGCCUAUGUUGAUGAAUAUGACAGAGGUAUUGUGUUUGCAGACAUAGCAUCAAUAUGGGAGAAAAAUAAGAUCAAUCACUAAAUUGUGCGUGAUUCGUGAAAAGUCUGUUUUAAUUCCCGGGAACCAUGCACAGCACACCUCUUUCCGACUCUCUACAAGUAAGCAUAACAAGUUACUUUCCUGGCAGGAAAAUGUACUUGUCAUGGAUGGAUGGACAGACUUUUUACUAGUUCUGACAUACAGCAUUGUUUGUUUUUGGCCUGGCUAUGUAAAACUUUAAUAUACAUGUAAACUAUAAUACAAAUGCAAAAGGAAGAAAAUUAAUUUGUAACACGGAGUUUCAAGCAUCAUCAUCAUCAUCAUCAUCAUCAUGAUCGUUAUAACUAUAUCACUGAUCUUAUCAAGCCUUAUACACCUGGUAGACUUCUUAGAUCCUCUAAUCAAUAAUAGUUAUUGUUACUUCCUACAGCAAAAUUUAAUCUUAAGACUUAUGGUGGCCUGUCUUCUACUAUUGCUGCAUCCUCUGUUUGGAAUGCACUUCCAUUCGAGCUUAGAUCUUGCAAUUCUCUUUCUUCUUUUAAAUCUAAGCUUAAGACUUGGAUUUUUAAAGUUUCUUAUGAUGUUGUCUUAAAAAAUGAUGAUGUUUUAUAGGACGAUGAUGUAGUUUUAUAGGAUUUUAAUUUAGUUUUUGUAAGGGGUGUCUCCUUAUGUUAUUUAAUUUUUAUUGUGUAAAGCACCUUUGGACCAUUGGGAAUUAGUGCUUUAUAAAUAUUGUAUUAUUAUUAUUAUAAUUAUUGUUAUUAUUAUUAUUUUUAUUAUUAUUAUUAUGAUCGCUUAGUGCGUGAAACUCCCAAGAUGCAAAUUAAUUUUCAUCCUUUGCAUUUGUAUUGCACUCUGCAUCAGGGCUGUGCUCUAGCAGAGCCCAGUGGCCCCUGGAGGCCAACUUUUGCUCCUGGGCGACUAGAAAAUCUCAGAUUUUUCAUACAAAUCACAUACUAGGUACCCUAGAUUUUACAGGUUCAGAGCACUGGGCACCCUUGAAUUUUCCUUAGAGCACAGACUUGUGCAUAUUUUUGUGAGUUGAGCACUCCUAGGAUAAGUGAAACUAUAUCGCUAUAUAUUUUUUGGUUAUUUUAUAAACUACAAUAUAAAUUGAUACCGUCACCAAUCUCCUGUUAGAAAACACCUAUCUGUUACAGAAGUACAAUCUUUGCUCCAAACAUAACAACUCUGUUACAUGAGUUCAUCAAGUCUCUACAAAACCCACAGCUGGGCAAUUUUCCUUUUCCCUCUGUUAAAAAUGUUUAUAUCAUGUCAGCCUUUUUCUUCAUACAGGGAUCCAUAUUCAUUUUUUAUCAGUGUCGUCAGCUGGGCAAGCAAGCUUGAUGGCAUACAGUACUUGCCCGGUUACAGUUUGGGUUGCUGGGACAAAAGUGCAGAAUUAUAAAAAGAUUGGUGAUAGAAAUAAUAAUAUUGCAUGCAACUUGAACAUUUUAUGAGUUGCAUUUUAUUUCCAUUAUAGUUACUAAGAAAGGGUUUUUACUAAACUACAAAGUACAAAAUAUAGAUCACAGGCAUAAGGCUAAAUCCAGUUUCUUUAUGUUUUACAAGUAUUUUUUAUACUUGUCGGUCUGUCAGUUUGCCAUGAAAGCAAGAAGGUUACAUUUUUCCUCAUAUAUGUUUUGUUUUGUUUUGUUUUUUUUCCACUGGAGGUGGCAAAACGCCUUCGAAAAAAUGCCACACCAUGAUGAGUACUGUCAUGUUUUCUGCGAAUUUCACAGUUCAAUUUCAUUGCAGAAAAAAAGUUGUGUGUUAUUCUCUGUUUUUUGAAAAAUUUUAAUCAAUGAAAAGUAGUCAGAACACUGGUAUAUGACAUGAUUUAAUCAUACCAAGUUGUCGUAUAUGAAUUUUGGAAAAGAUUUUGUGGUUGACCAAAACCUCACUCGUCCAAAGGACGACUUUUCGAGUUAUCUUAAUUGUCCGUGCAGGGGUUGAAAUUGAAAAAAUCCUCAUGUCACAUUUUGGCAAACAACUGCAGAAAAUUACUAUAGUCGCCAGAUGCAAAUUUUUAGUCACCAGUUUGUAUAAUGUAAAUGAUGCAGCUCAUAGUAUGGCGCUAUCCAUCAAAUUUGAAGUUUGAAAAUAUAGCAGACAAAAGUUGGUAUAAUUUUGGAAGUUAACUGGCUGUGUUUAUGCGAUUCGGCACAUGAAAUGUUUGUUUUAACUUUACUCUUUUUAAAUCUAAAUCAUUGAGAAAUCUGAAGCCAGAAUUUUUAGUUGCCAAGGAGAAAAUGGUAGUAGUAUUGGCGACCGUAUCAGUUGCAAUUUCGAGCCCUGGGUCCGUGCGAGACUUUAGUCGUCUGAGACGACCGGACGACUGUGAACAUUAGACAUGUACUUCUUGUCACUCUGAUAUCCUCGAAUAACCGAACCAAGGUUGAAAUAGGACUCAUAUUAAUGGCUACGAAAUGUAUCCGCAACAUGGCAGAUGCUGUUUAAUAGUAUGUGUAUUGUAACUCAGUCAUCCUGUUUCCAUUCUCUAAUAGUGCGAGAAUGCAAGAAUACAUGGUGAACUUUGUCCUCUCUAAAAAGUAUAUAUAAUGUACCAUUGCUUAAGGAUUUUUUCCCACAAACAGUUUGUGCUUUCCAUCGUAGGCCACAUUUUGCAUUUCAGAUCAGGUGAGUAUUUGGUUCAAUUUCCUUUUUUAAAGCAAGAGAUUCACUUGCAAUGCUGUGCAUGUGUCUAGUGGAACGUAUUAUCAUACAUGUACGUUGGUAUUAGUCAAGCCCUGCCCUUCAUGAUGUGGUGUCCAUUUUUAGGCAGUUAACUGUUACUAUUGUGCUGUAUGUGUAGGCACAUAACUCAAUGCAACGAUGUAGCUGUCAGUAGAUAUGUAGUUAUUGGAAUUUACAGUAUAGAUCCCCUAACCAAAGCUUAACCUUAUGUUCCUCUCUUGACUGUUUUUCAAAUGGGGAGUAUACUGUGGCUACAGUGUAUAUAAAGAUUUUAAAAAUAUAUUGUUAGAGUCAACAGCAUGACAGGAGUAUAGCUUUAAAGUGUUGAAGGCAAUUCUCUGUUGCCUGCAAGUGUUUUCUUGGUGGGUCUUGGAGAUCUGGAAAGUUAUGAAAUAUAUUUAUGAUACUAUCCAAUGCUAGAAGCUACAUCUAUAGAUGUGUACAUGCAAAUGUGGAGUGAUCUUGGCAUGAAGUUCAUGAAAAUGUAUCAAAUUAAUAAUUCAUCAAAUUAUUUUACUGAAAAAUUUAGAAUCAAAUCGUAAAUGUACAUUAGCUGGAAGCAUUCUGUUCUUUGCUAAGUACUUUUGUUGAAAAAUCUAACGUCUUUGAAAGGUCCUGGAAAGUUUGUAGCCUUUUAGUGAGGGGAACGUUGAUGAGAUGAAUGGACAUUGAGGCACAUACUAAAAGAAGAAAUUUAAGUUUAGUCAGAAUUACAUCCUUACAUCUAGUCCUACUAAAGUGUAAGUAAAUAGUCUUUACUCAAUCCUUUGAACUUGUUUUUCAUUAGAACUUUGAAACUCAAGAAUUGAAUAUCCAGAAACAAGGAUACUCAAAAAGAUUUUGUCUCCAAGGAAGAACAAAAUUAUUAUUUUAUAGUUUUUUGCAUGCAUUUCAAGGAGCUAAUUAAAUAGAACUUUUACAUGUGUAAUUAAUAAGUCUCGAUAUUGUUCUCACUUUUAAAAGUUUUAUGAUAUUGGCCCCUGAUGUGCAUGUAAAUGCAUCCAUGCAAUUUUACAUGUAGGUUACAUCAAACAGUAAUAUUUCCCAAUGAGAGGUGUUACAACAUUUUGGACGGGUUACCUAGUAUUGAAAAUUUACUGGAAUACAUUUUUUUUAAUUUGUGGUAUGUUCUAUAAUGUAAUCCCUGUCCUAAAGGGUUAGAGAUGAGUCUGUAUGGGACAUUAAUAUGAUGGAGAAUAUCACUUAAUGGAUGAGCUAAAUGUUCUUGUGGGAACAUGUUUUCAAGUUGGUUUUGAUGAAUAAUAAGCCAAGGAGAGAAAAAAUCAUGUUGACCAGGAAGCCAGCUGUACAAAUGAAACUGAGAACUGUACAUAUCAUGUACUUUGCACAGUUUGGAAAAACAACUGUAAGAAUCUCUUGAGCUGCUACAAAAUUUCAAGUUAUAAAGAUUACAAUAUUCCUGGUGCAGCACCUCAUCUUUGUACAGCUGUAUGUUAUGUAUUUCUUGUUUUCUAUGUUUUCACCAGUGUUGCGCCAACUUUGUUCAAAAUUGUAGGGACCGCCCUUCUUCAGAGCUGGUCACAUGACAUGCGGGACUGUUGUGUUACAAGCCGUUUGGUGUUUAAGGUAGCGGUUAGUCACUCCAGUUCGUGUCAAUUUUACGAACGGGGAAAGACAGUCUUUCUUUCCCGGCAAUUAACGAAAAGCAGCAGUUGCAGAGCUGCCUUGUAACAGAUUUGCCUAGCAGUGCUAGUGCAUUCAGUGGAGAACAUAACAAAGAUGUAUAGACUUGAUUCGAGUUGAGCUCGAUUCUGAACUAGAUGUGGUUGUUUAUGCCAUGGAUUGCUGAAAAGUUUCACAACCUUGAUAAAUCUGUUAAAUAUUCCCGUAGAGAGCCAAGCAAUAUCAAAGAGUCAUGGAUUGAAACUUAUAUCAGUACUUGUGCAAGGAGAUUACAUGGUACAGUAAUAACAAGACUGGUGCAAGUGAGAAGAGUUUAAAGGAUGAGAUUCAAAGAUAAAUUACGCACAGCCUUGUACAUGUACAUUGACUUGUGGUGGACCACCUUUUAAUAUCUCUCCCUAGGUUACUGAGUGAAGCUUUAUGCUGGCAAAGAUGGAAAAUGCUAUUAUUUUAAUGACGUAAAACAAAACUUAAAGCUUAACUUACCAUUUUAAGGCUAAUUCACUGGUGGUGUGUAGUUUUAUUAAUUAUUAUUUCUUGAGAGCUCUUUUUAAUGGUAUGCAUUUAUAUUUUUUUCAGGAGAAAAGACGGACAAGGCAGACAAAGAUGCAGAUGAUGAUGAUGUAGAGAUAAAUGCUGAUUCCAGGUAAUGGUUUUCAAGGCAAUAUUAUUUGUUGCUUGAACUACCUACCUUAAGUACUCUAGCAAGGGUUUCCUUGCCCUGGGAGCAACAUUAGCGUAUAGGAAUAUAUUACUUUUCAAACUGACCACUGGAAUGACUAUCUUAUAUCACCACCAGGAGUUUGAGUGGCAGUUUGAUUGACAAGCAGGUGAAAGUCGGUGUCUGCUAGAUGCAGGCGGCUCUGAGGAACACAUCUGAGAAUACAACAUUUCAUUUUUUCCUUCAGUAGAGUUGAACACGGGGAAGAGGAGACCCAGCUUGACGACUCAUUAGUCGUCUUGGACAAAUGUAAGUGGAAGAGACAGCGAGUACAUACAAUAUGUACUGUCCGUAUUCUUGUAGGAAUAAGGUUGCGAAGGAGCACUCAGAAAAAAUGACAGUCGAUUGCUUAUUUAAACGCCUACUGUGAUGUGUGUGUCCUGUUAGAUCAGGAAUGCUAUCUAGAACAAUAUUCCUUUCUCAUUCUGGUGCUUGAAUUUACUUCCAGACAACUGUGACCUCCAUCUGAAAGUUGCCCCAGAUGGUCUGAGUGGAAAGUUGUUGCCUGAUGAAGGAUUCUCAUAUCUUCUUGCUGGUGCUAGAGCUACCUGGGGUGCCACAAAAGGAAAAAUCUGCUUUGAAUGCAAGGUAGGCAUAAUGUUACAAUCUGGAAAUAGAAAAUUGUAGGUAGUGGUUUGGAUUUGCCAUCAUUGUUUGAAUUUGUUUUUUUGGUACAAAGGGUAAUCAGUUGCAGUGGGAUCUUGAAGAGAGAAUAAAAGAAGUAAUAAUCAUUGUAAACUAAUGUGGCCAACUUUUAUUUCUUCACCCAUUGCAUUGUUUGGUCUAGAGCAUGGCUACUUUGUACCAUCUGAUGAUUUUUAUACAAGAACUAUUCAACCAGAAGUUAAAUUAUUAUUUUAAUUUGUUUUGCUUGGGGUAUGAAUGUUUGCCCUGCGGUUAAAUUUUUUCUUUGGUUCAAUUCUCACUGUGUAUGACUGGUAACAGAUGAUGGUCCAUGUACCUGGAAGCUCAGUGAAACCUCCAUAUGCACUCACCUUUCAUAAACACCAAAAUUUUCCACUCAAACCUUUAUAGUACUGUUGUUGGUACUUCAUGUUAAAGGUCACAUCUCCUAAUUAAGUGAAUGCGAUCACGCUUUGGUCAGGUAACUUUAAAAUUGUACGCAGUAGACUCUCAUCCAAAAAGUAGAUCCAUCCAGUCCUCUUCUCUGUCGAGACCUUCUGUAGUUUAUGUCUCAUAACGUUCACAUUUUUGUUGUCGCAUGCUGGAGUUUUGACUUAUAAAACAAGGAUUCAGUGAGAACUAUGUUUAAGUAUGUACAUGGAAGGUUAUGAACUGAAAUGAAAUGGGUCUGAAUUUUUUAUUCUAUAGAGAAAUCAGUAAUUUUUUUGGUCAAGGAAUAUGCAAUCAAAAAUGAUUAAACUGUGCAUUAAUAUAUUAGUGACAGUCAAGGUAAUGCAUUGUUGGUCUCUUUGUUUCCAAACAAGGUGACAUCAUUUGAUUCUGUGGACCUUCCGGAAUCAGAGGAACCAAAGAAUGUAGUGAGGGUUGGCUGGUCAACUGAUUCUGCCAGCCUACAGCUUGGUACGUUUACAAUCAUUGUUAACCUAUGUCAUUUUGAUUUGUUUUACAAACACCAGCAGCAGUGCAUACAGCAAGGAAUAGGUCCUCGCUUGCUCUUUUACCAUGAUUACUUCACUGAUGAACUUGUUAGAAAUGAACUACAUAUGCUCCACACAAUGUUUCUACUAACUGAUUCUUGUAAGAUAAUUUGAACCUUGUUACUCUUUUGCUACCCUUUCUCUUCUUCAGGGGAAAUCAAGAAUUCUUACGGUUUUGAUUCAUCUGGAAAGAAAGCUCUAGAUUCAGAGUUUUCAGAAUAUGGACAGUCAUUUGGUGUUGAUGAUGUUGUUGGGUGUUACUUGGUAAGUGCUUGAACAGUAAUAAAGUCCCACUCAUGCUCAAGGUCUUGGAAUCAAACAGUAAACAACAAUUUAUUAGGAAAUGUUAAAAUGUAAGUGGUGUGGUGUUAAAAUACCAAUCAAUAAUUCCAAGGCUUCAAAUAAUUUUCUUUUUUGGAAGGACUAUGUUGUAUAAUUAUGUUGUGGUUCAAUUUUAUCCUUGAUUUAAGUUUUCUUUUCUUUUGUUUUUGGGUAUGGUAGUGUAUGAUAAUGAGUUUGAAACAAAAUAAAAUAAUAUUUAAACUAAUGGUAAAAUUGAACCACAACAUAUAAUAUAAUAAAGUUAUUCUUGGCCAAUCACGAAGGACCCCUUUUACUGGUAGACAGAAGAAGAUUGUUUUAAAUAUUACUUAACUUUUUUGUCAAUGUCUUUUUCAAAUUAAUGUCCUCGCUCUUUAGCAUACAUUUACCCUUUUUUGAAUGGGACGGCAUCUCAAGAAACCUCAAGCUACAUGUACUCUACUAAGCUAUCAAGUGCAUUCCACUCAAAAUAAUGCCAUUCAUUAAUUUCACCAAUUGAUUUAACUGAGGCCCUGUUGAGGAAAAUUUUGACGAAGCGACAUGGCCUUGAAACAGGGACAUAAGGCAGUAGAAAGGGCAACAAAAGAGACAAAGAUGGGUUGAAACCACGACAGCAACAGAGAAAAGUGCAAGUGAAAUACCGAAAGCAACAUGGCUUCCUCCUCAAUACGCAAAAUGAAAGGUUUUGAAAUUCAGACUCUAGAGGGACAUACUUAACCCCCCUAAGAAGCCUCUUAACUGAUAAAUAACAUUUUUUGUCCAGGAUUUGGAGAGUGAUCCAAAGACUGUUUCGUUCAGCAAGAAUGGUGAAGACCUUGGGGCAGCAUUUGAACUAACAGAAGAUUUGGAAGGAAAAGCACUUUAUCCUCAUGUGCUUGUAAAAAAUGCUGAGUUCAGUGUCAAUUUUGGAUCUCAGGUAAUCAUAUAGAGUACAUUAUGUCUCAGUCUUUUUAAAAAACAAAAAAUAAAAAAAUGCGUUUAUAGACUUCCAUACUCCAUUAAUACAUGGUACAAUACCAUGACUACUCUUAAUCACGUUAAAAGCUACAAUAUAUUAUUUCCAACAAUACAUGUAAUGCGCCAAUGAUAAAAUUAAAAAUCAAAUGCGUCCUUACAAAGAUAAGUCUUUGACCACUUUUUUUAAAUUUUUUCUAAGGAAGAGCCAUGGUGUCCUCCAAAGGAAGGCUAUACUUUUAUCCAGUCUGUUGGUGAAGAGUCAUUGAUCCAUGGCACAAGAGGACCAGCAACUAAAAAGGAAUGUGAGGUUAGAGGCUGUUUUCUCAGAAACUGGAAACUGGAAGUUGUAGCCAAGAGGCCUUUCUCUACAUUCAGUUUUUUGUUUGUCUCUUGGAGUUCAGACAGGGUGCAAAGAAAAUCAUUUUUACAGCUUGCCAUUCGGGCAAGCUGAAGCUAGCAUUUACUAGCCCAGACAUCAUUUCAAGUAGCCCCAAAAGCUUUUUGACUCACAAAAUUGAUUUCACAGUUCUUCUGUUACUUGAAUUCCUCAAAAAACAUCACUUGCCCAUCAGGCAAGUUUAGAACAGAAUUCACUAUCAAGGUAGCAAAAUUUACUAGCCCCAGGCUAUUGGACACUACUUUCUUUGCACGCUGUCAGUUAUUCUGUUAUUGCAGUUUUGAGGCCUGUAAAGAAAAACAAUAAUAAUUAUUGUAUUCAUUUUUUUGUUACUUCUCUGCUUACAAAAAAAAAAAUUCAGGUAAUUAUGAUGGUUGGAUUACCUGGUUCAGGAAAGACAACAUGGGUCAACAAGCAAGUGAGUGAUAAUCCAGACAAGAAGUACAAUGUCCUUGGUACCAACUCAAUCCUGGAAAAGAUGAAGGUACUGUAUGUUGGGAGAAAAAAUUUGAAACUGUUAUCAUAAGAAUGGGCUUUCUUCUCAUUGCUUCCCUGUGUUCUAAAACAACUGUUUUGGGCUUUUUCAGAACAAUUGACUGAAUUCUUAGAGAAUAAAGUGGUUCAUUAUUGAUAUUUGCUAAUGAAAUAGAACAUUCAGAAAAAAUUUCCAAUCAAUGUUACUCUGAACAAAAGAUUAAUCGUAGGAAAAAGGAAAUUGUUCAGAUUUUUAGAAGGUUUGACAAUUACUUUGAAGAUUAAAUAACAGUGUUUGAUUGGCAAAGGAAAGUCAGUUUGGUUCCAAUUAUGAGGAGCAUUAUGAAACCAAGACUUUGAUAAAUGUAAAUCAAGAUUCUUCCGUAAUUAUAUUGUAUUUACCACCUAUGUUUUUAGAUCCUGGGAGUGGCUAGGAAGAGAGAUGUAGGUGGAUAUAGUAAGCUGAUGGACAAGGCUGCAAAAUGCUUACACCGAUUAUUUGAACUUGCUCCCACAAAGAAGAGAAACUACAUUCUGGACCAGGUAAAUUUCACUGUGUAUUCCUCAUUUAUUUUGUCAGUAGCUUAUAAAGUGUAUCAAGUAUAUAAUAACUCGAAGACUCACCUUGCUUAGAAUAAUGCUACAGCUGUCAUUAGGGGCUGAGGGCUGGGGAUUUCCUCUGGCUACUAUGAAGUUGGCCCGAGCUACUUUCAUUAAGAAGAUGAAACAAAGAUAGAACCAAAGGAAAUACCUACCUUAUCCUGGAAAUGCCAAACCUUCUUGUUGUAUUUACCCAGAGACUUAAAUUCUUAGUGGCAGCCCUGGGUGCAAUUUUUUAAGUAUAACAUUUUGAUACAAGUCUUAAAACACAAUAAAUUUGCCUUGUACUCUCUACAAUGUAUUUUUCAUUAACACGCAGCCAUGUACGGUAGUAUAGCAUCUCUGAAAACGUCAUUUUCCUCAAAAUGACAACUUUUUAUUCCUUUUUGAUGGUGAUUAACUGUUUUUCUAAACCUUAAAAGUGAUGACAUAAAAAUGUUGGAAUUAAAUAUUGAAGCUGUUGUAUUAAUUAAGGACAGACCCUCAGAAAAAUUAAGAGGGGGGGGGGGGGGGGGGGGCAAAAAAAAUGUUUUGGGGCAAAAAAAAAAAAAAAUAAAAAAAGAGGGAAAUUAGGAAGAAGAAAAUAUAAAAAAAAAAAAUAUAUUAAACUAAGCCUAUAUUUGUUGGAAAUGAGUUUUAUUUAACUGAUUUUUUCUCUAUAAAAAUAAUUUUUUUUUUUUUUUUUUUUUGUUUAUUUUUUUUUUUUUAAAAUAAAAAAAAAAAAAAAAAAAAAUUAGAUAAAAAAAUAAAAAGGUUUUUUUAAAAAAAAAGAAAAACAAAAAAAAAAAAGGGGGGGGGGGGGGGGGGGGGGCAGGCAAAGUACAUGUUUAUGGCUACCAAAAAAAUAAUAUUAAUGCAAGGGAAAAUUGGAAUAAGGAAAAUGUUAACAAAAAAUAUUUAUGCUGGUCGAAAUACCCCCACCCCAGCCAUAACUUUUCUAAUGUUCCAAGUUACCCCAUCACAAAACGAAAUUUUAAAAAACAAUGGCUUGUUAAUGAGCUUGGACCCAGGGAAGGGAUGUCACUAAGAUUUCAAGUUGCUGGGUAAAUAAAACAAGUAGGCGGGGAAUAAAACAGCUAGCAAUUUCUUUUAGUGCUAUGUUUCUUCUAUUUUCCUAUGAAAGUAUCCGGGGCCACAUUCAUAGUAACAGGCUUACCAAUUCUAUUGUUAUAAAGAGGUAAUUAGUUUUUGAUAACCCUUUUAAACUAUUUGAAUGUUUGUUUUAGACCAAUGUGUACCUCUCUGCUCAAAAAAAGAAGAUUCGACCCUUUGAAGGAUUCAGCAGAAAAGCAAUUGUAUGCAUUCCCACUCAAGAGGAGCUUAGAAAAAGAACAGAGGAUAGAAAGAAAGAAGGCAUUGAACUGCCUGAAAAUGCUGUCAGUGACAUGAAAAGUAUGAUGUUUCUCACUUUGUUUUGGGCAUGUUAAACGUGUAGUAAUUCCCAAUGCUUAUAAAAAACAUAUAUUAAAUUACAUAUUUAACUAGAAGAAGUAGCAGGUUAGAGCAGUGUAUCAAUAUUAUGUUGUAAUGAAUGGAGAUAUUGUCUUGGUUAAUUACCCAUCGUGUGAUUUACAAACCUUUAAUUUAGUAGUUUGAAUUUCAUUUAUGCAUGUUUUUUUUAUUAUUAUUUUCUAAAUUUUACUUUCUUAUUUAUUGUAAUCAUAGCACAUGUUUGACUUUAAACCUUUUUAUUCCAGUGAGUUUCACCCUUCCCAAAGUUGGAGAAUUCUUUGAUGAAGUUGUCUAUGCUGACCAGCCUGAGAGCAAAGCUAAAACCGUUGUUGAUGAAUACAUCAAAGAAGGUCGCAGCUACAGAAGUCGCUCAGGUUCAGGCUCUGAACCUCCUUUCAAACGGUCAAGAUUUGAAGACAGGUCUCCACGCCAUGGAGGUUACUCCAGGGACAGAAGUUAUGGUGAUCAUGGUGGAUACAGACGAGGUGGAGGAGGCGGCGGUGGUGGGUCCUACCAACGGUUUGGUGGUGGCCGUCCAUAUCAUGGAGGAGGAGGAGGUGGCUACCGUGGUGGUCGUGGAGGAGGAUAUCAUGAUCGACGAGAUCAUCGCGGUGGAGGAAGAGGUAUAAUACAUGUAAUUCUGCAAUGAGUAGUAUGGCCAAUCUUGUUUUGGUCUAUUUUUAAGCAAGGCGGAGCCUUCACUUUCUUCCUCUCAAUUGUCCCUAUAAUCACGAAAAAAAAACUACUAAACAAAACAUGCACUUAAACAUAACAGAACUGCAGCAAGUGCUAAGUGAACAUUUAUAUAUAUAUAUUUUUUCCUGGUAGCCAUUUGGUUACUGUACAUGUACAUUAAUUUUAGAUUGCAUUAUAGGAAAAGAUUGGUUUCUGCUUUUGUUAAGGUUUCCCUAGAUCUCUUUCUGAUAACUUUCAGCCUGGAAAAAAUUAUGGAUUUUUGUAUUGGAAAAAAAAAACAGAAGAAGACAGUCUUGAAUUUUGUAUCCAACAUCUCUAUGAAACCUGAUUUUAGAACAUGAUAGAGAAUAAGUGACCAUUUUGGUAUCAUUUGCUGGAAAGGUAAUUGGUUGGAAAAGUAAAGUAAAGUAAAUGGAACACUACUUUUUGAGUUGUUCUAGUGAAUAAUAGUGCUGUUUUCCCAGUUGGAAUGUUCCAAAUUUGAAAUUUGAAAUCAUUUUGUUUUCCGUUAAUUUUUUCAAACCUAUCCUUGACACCAAGCUUGCGCAAGAAAAAUUAACCAGUCCUAAUUUUUGUUUAUCAUUAUUUUACCAAACAAUGUACUGACCAUUGCAGUUUGCCCAUGUAAAUUUGCAAAAGUGACUGGAGUGUUAAAUAGAGAAUUUGUGGUAAUUGGUAUCAACACAAAUUUUUUUUUUUCCUUAGGGGGUUAUGGUGGUGGAGGCUAUGGUGGCAGUGGCGGUUAUCGUCAGCAUCAAUCUUCGUACCGUCAAAAUCAGUCAUAUCAACAGCACAAGCCACGUAACCAACAGAACUACAACCAGCACAGCUACAAUCAGCACCAACAAACAGGAUUUCAGUCAAAUUACAACCAACAGCAGCAACAGCAACAGUAUGGUACUGGGGCAUACAACCAAUACUACAGCUACAACCAGGGAUACCAGGCAGCCACAGGUUACCAACAAACAGGCUAUCAACAACAAGCAUAUGGCCAAACAGCACAGCAGGGUCAACAACAGCCUCAAUACCAGAAUUACCAAAGCUACUACGCUGGAUAUCAACAGCCACAGCAACAAACAGGAUUUGGUGGUUAUGGGGGCACUGGGUAUUAA